Molecule: messenger RNA, 7321 nt
Organism: Lytechinus pictus (painted urchin)
Lineage: Eukaryota; Metazoa; Echinodermata; Echinoidea; Temnopleuroida; Toxopneustidae
Product: interferon-induced very large GTPase 1-like
Exons: 1
Coding region: 5-7321 (2438 amino acids)
Molecular function (GO): GTP binding
Source: RefSeq, a predicted model, not a curated record
CAGCAUGCCAUUUGCAGCACCAGACACAGUCUCAGAGCUGAACGAGCAGAAAGAUGGUUUUAAUGCUGAGUUAUACGCAAGCAUGGACGUACUUCAUAAACGGGAAAUCCGAAAUCACCUGAGAGAUAUUGUCGAACUGAGACAUAAAGGUACGUACAGUACUGAUGAAACGAUGAUCAGCAAGCUUGAUCAGUUGAGGCAAUUGAUGAAUGUACCUAAGGAAAAAUGGAUCGAACAUUAUGAUGAUGAAAUUAUUGAUGACAUGAUUACCAAUAUGCUAUCCGACAUAAAGCACCUUGAACAAUUAGUUGAAGGUAAACCAAAAAAUAGUGCAGCAGAAAUUCUGGAAAAUGCUUCAGGAGGGUUAGCUUUGAGGGGUAUUCUAGUGGGGGAAGCAUAUCAUGAUGAUUGCAUGAAAUGUGUUGUGCUUAGCACACCAACGGAUAUUAAACUAAUGAAUCCUACAAUGAAACAAAUUGACGGUGCAGUGCACUUCUCCUCCAAAGCACAGUCCGAUCAUUUCCACCAAUCUCUAGAUACAAUGGGAUACAGUGUUGCCUGUCUUGUGAAAGACGGGGGCUGGGGCUUUAAAGCGGAGGCCAGUUUUUCCAAGAUGUUCGAGAAGGCAGAUGAAAAAGAAUCAGAAUCUUACGAACGUACCCAUUUUGAAUCAAGUGUAAAAUAUUCUGUUAUUCCAACUGCUGCUUGUGAGCUGAAUCCACACAGCUUAAAACUAUCCUCACAAGCUUUGGACGAGCUCAAAACCAUUGACAAACUUUUGGUAGGAGACAAAAACCCAGACCUUGUGUACGAAAAAUGUGAGGGAUUUCUUAAAGCAUAUGGGUCACACAUCAAUGCUGGGAUACUUCAUUUCGGUGGGGUUUACCACAUUGCAGCUACAUGCACAAGCGAGUCUAAAUCCGAAGAAGUUAAGAAUAUGGUUCGAGGUGCACUAAGUGCAUAUGCUUCAGCCAGCUAUUUUGGAUUCGGAGCCAGUAUGGAUGCCAAUAACAUAAAACCGACUGACAAUUUAACAGAUAUCCAUGAUGAAUCAGACCAGGCCGAAACCACCUUGCACACUACCAGAAUAGGUGGGCCACAGGAAGUAAGUGCCUUUCCACUGUGGAAAAUUGGUCUUGUGACAUGCAGUAACACCUGGGCUCUUAUAGAUAGAGGAAAGUCGCUUUUCACCGAUCUAGUUGGAAUCUGGAAGCUGAUUCCUAACCAUAAAGAUGACUUCCUAGAACCAGAUGAACUUGAGUCUUCAUUGAUGACAGUAUGGAUGAGCAGUUUUCUUGGAUCCAGUGACCAAGGACGAACUUUCGUAGAAAGUUUUGAUGAAAUAGAUCUACUGGUUGACAGGAUUGGCAAAUGGAAUUCUAAUCCAAUACGACCAGAAAAGUGCAUUGAAUACCUCCAAGACGUGCUGAAAACGGUGGAACAGGUUGAGGCUCAGACUAACACGACUAAGUACUGGGAUGACAAGUUAUGCACUGGCGUAAACAUAAGCAACUUCUUUAGGAAGAUCAUGGAACUGACCAAAAAUCUUGACUCAAAAGACGUGUUUAUGGUACAGUAUUUGAUUGCAAAGCUUGUUAGUGUGGUUGGACCUAGAGAGUUCCCUGAAAAACAUAAGAUUAAUGCGUGGCUUCAGGUUAUCACAAAAACCGUGAAAAUCCAACCUAUACUAGCUAAUGUUAUCGUCCAGAGCAUACCUGAUCUUUUACAGAAUCUUAAUGAAAGAUUCAUACCAUCAUUUCAAUCUGAACAUGCACGUAAAGAAGAGCUAAACGUGUAUGUAUUUGACUGUAUCAAUGCAGGAGCGACAGUUGAAUUGUCCAUUUGUGUUGGUCAGCUUCUGAACAAUUUGCAAGCAUCUGGGGAAGCACAUGAAAUGUUCUUUUUGAAAAUUGCCCUAUUGUCGCUUCAAUAUCAUUGGCCUACAAAGAGGUUUAAAACCCCUAUUGUAGUGACGAAGCUUCGGGAAUUUGUUCAGUCAACAGAAGUGUUGUGGAAAGAAUUUCAAGUAAAGAAAGAGAAAGGGAUAAUCCAGCUCGAGGCGUUUCUUAUCCAGACCCUUCUGACCUCUGGCCAGUUCGAUGAAGGAAAUAAUUCAUCAGAAGAUGAAUUGUCUGAGAUAACUAGGGAUAUUAGGCAGGUGUUAUCACCCGAAUUAAACAAAGUCAUGAACGAUUAUGCCACUCAUUCACCUUAUCAAUGGGUUGAGAUCCUUACUACUACUGCUGAACUAGCAAAUGGGAACAUGGCAAGUUCUAAGGAAAAAGAAAUGGACAUCGGAGAUUUGAAAAGCAUACUUGGCUCCCAAGACAGAAAUUCACAAUUAGAUAGAUCACGUAAAAUAACCAAUUCAGAUCUCCCCGCACAAGAAAAUUUUUCAGAUAUUCUGAAUACUCUUGGCUUAGACAUGUACUAUCCAUCAAAGAUUACCCUCUUGGAUGUCACGGUCAUUAAAAAGGCCACUGGGCCCCUCAAGCUGGUUGACCUUCCCUGGAGGAUUAUACACAAAAUCCUGAUGAUUGAUUUUCAUGCAAGAGACGAAUUUUUGCCAAUGGUGAGCAAAUCACGAAAACAAGAGAUAUCUAAUGCAUCUAAUGAGGGAGGUCAAUUAGACUUUGAAGCAAUUCUUCGUAAAGUGAAAGACACUAGUGAUGGCGGAGGUAAGAUAAAACAUCUUAACACUUUGGAUGUACUGGUGGCAACAUUUACUUGCUGCGACAACUUUCUAAAACAAACACUUGCUCAAAAGAUGUUUGUUUGCAAACUUGCCAUUCCUUUUCUUUACCCUCUAAGAUCAGAAGGAAUUAUGGGGAUGUCACUAUGGGCACUCAGGGCGAUAACUGUUCAGUGGCAAACUAACGAAAAUGUAGUUUCCGAAGCGUCAGUGACAGAAAAACCUUUCCCAUUGGUGACGUUUGUCAGAUUGGGCAGGCCACCGCUUUCUAAGUCCAAGCUAGUUAAUGAUAUCAUUAGGGAUGAAAGCCAUGACACCUUUUUCCAUCAUGAUUGCAACAGUGGUACCAUACCGAGAAGGAUUACUGAUGGUCUUGUGGAAUGUUCCUGGUUCAUAUCAGGGGGAAAGGAGAAAGAACACCUACCAGCCACAACAAUGCUCCUAAAUCUGAGAGGCGAUGGCUCGUUAAUGAUAAAACAGAUGCAAAUCUUGCAGGAAAUAUCAUCUGUAAUGUUGGUCAUGGCCACUGCUAAGGACCUAGCAAGAGCCCCAAACACUAACACAUGUCAACAGAUUUUGAAAUCUAGAUGUAAUGUCAUCCUCUUCGUGAUUAGUGAGUAUAACAAACAAGGUAAACAGGAACUAAGUAAGGAACUGCGAGCAGGUUUCAAGGCAGUUGGCCAUGGUCUUUUGAAAGGAGUUCCAAUUAUUCUAUCGAGCACAUUCCAAGGUAGUAAGAAAAAUGCCAGUGAGCUCAAGACUGAAAUUCGAGUAGAGCUCUCAGAGCUCAUUGCUGGUUGUUCUGCUAUAUCCAUAGAAAAGUAUGCUCGACGUGCGAAGGAAUUUGGGGUCAUGAUAGAUGAGUACGAUGGUGAAGCCUGCUUGAAAGGUAAGCGCUUUGCAGAAAAUGUUGUCAAACACUUGAAAGGUAUAGACAUCGCUGACUGUAAACGCCUCCUUCUUCCCCUGCAGGGUGCUGAAUGGAUUGAUUACUGCAAGCUGGUAAAGAUGCAUCACAGAACAAGUGGCAAGGGUUCGCAGUCGUCAUCAGAAUACCAUGCUGAUAGGAUGAAACAGAAGAUCGACCUUCUUCGUGAAAAACAAGUGGAAAUAUGCCACAACAGACUCAGUCCUUUCAUUACAGACUUUAUGUCAACUCUGAAUGAGGACCGUGAGAUUGUAAUGUAUUUCCUAAAAUGGAUGACCAUCCUAUUCGACGAGAAAUCGAGGACCUACUUGCCAGGUUUGCGCAGGAGAUAUCACGAGGUAUGGUUAGAGUUCCAGGUGGCAAAGAAAAUACAGAGGAAUGGAGACUUGCAGGACUUGAAACAAAAAGUGGAUUUAGUAGAAAAUCAGCUGGCCCGUGCAUCACUUGGAGUGGAAAAUCUUUUCAGAGAACUAGGACAGAUUUACGAGGCAAUGAAAAGCAGCAAAAUAGGAAAAAAUACUAAGGCAGUCGUAGAGAAUCUGCCAGAAAUAGCAGCAAAUUUGCUAUUAAUUGGCAUCCCCUUGGAGUUGGUAGAUGGAGACGCAUCAAGUGUACCUAUUGAAUGGGUGAGCGCAGUGCUAUGCAAGCUUGAAAACAUUAUCGGCGAAAAGAAACUUUUUGUCAUCGCUGUCUUAGGCAUCCAGAGCUCUGGAAAAUCUACACUUCUAAACACCAUGUUUGGGUUGCAGUUUGCUGUCAGUGCAGGCAGAUGCACAAGGGGAGCAUACAUGCAGCUCAUACCAGUAGAAGAAGACGCAUAUCUGCCAUUCAGUUAUGUUGUUGUGAUUGAUACAGAGGGCCUCCGGUCACCAGAGCUAGAACAACUUAAUUACGACCACGAUAAUGAGCUGGCAACCCUCGUAAUUGGACUGGGAGAUGUAACCAUGAUCAACAUAAAAGGAGAAAACACGACCGAAAUUAAAGACAUUCUACAGAUUGCAGUGCAUGCAUCCUUAAGAAGGAAUCUGGUCAGGAAACACAUCCGAGACCACGCAACAUGUAUAUUUGUUCAUCAGAAUGUCCCAGCAGCUAACGCAGAAGAACUGAUGAUGCAUGGAUGCCAGAGGCUACAGGAGGACUUAGAUGAUAUCACCAAAGAGGCAGCCCUUAGUGAGAGCAUAGCAAACGUUAACAGUUUCUCACAGAUUAUCAGCUUUGAUGUCCAAAACCACGUUUGGUACUUUUCUGAUCUCUGGCAUGGCGAUCCACCCAUGGCCCCUGCAAACCCUGGCUACAGUGAAAAGGUAGAUGCAGUCAGGUUUAACCUUUUGGGAGAGAUUGCAGAGGGGCAGAAAACAUUUCUGACAACUUCAGAUCUGGCAAUUCGCCUUAAUGAUCUAUGGAAUGGGGUCCUUGCUGAUGACUUUGUAUUUAGCUUCCGUAACAGUCUUGAGGUGAAAGUCUACAAUGGUUUGCAAUCGAAGUACUACACUUUGGAAUGGGAUAUGCAAAAUAAGAUGAAAUAUUGGUUGCUGACCGCAGAGACCAAGUUGAAGAUGUGUGUAACUGUGAAUGACCUAGAAAGUUCCUUUGUGUCUCUUAAAGGAGAACUCUUACGAGUUCUGAGUGAAAAAGCCAUGGAAAUUGAAUUUCGUCUGAGAGAUUACUUCGAAGAGAGUAACCUACAAGGAAUAGUAAUCCAGUGGCAGCAUUCCAAGUUCAACCAAUUCGACUCAGCAGUACAACAACAACAAUAUGAAAGCAAAGCAGAUCUGCUCUCAAUAAAAGAAGCACGCCGAGUGGAAAUCUUGCAGACUCAAAAGUGGUCAGAGCAUGAGGCAUACAUCAUGGACAAAGCAGUUGAAUUGGCAGACAAACUGAAAGGCAACGAAGCGAGUAAUAAUGAACUGGAAAAGAGGUUUGAUAUCAUGUGGAGAUUAAUGGUGCGCGAACUGGCAGCAGAGACUGAAGACACGAAGCUGCAAAUGGAUAUAGUGAUGGAAGAAAUUCUUCGCAUAAGAUUUUUUUCACAUAGAGCCGUUCUUAAACUUGAGCUAAAGCAAUCUCCUCUGAGUUCUUCACUAGAGCAGAUGUCCUUGGAAAACAGUAUCACUUAUGGUGAUAUUUCAAACGAACACAUCUGUUUGAAAGCCACUCGAUGGGAAAAUGGCAAGAACCUUGUUGGUUUCGGCGAUAAUUUACGGGCCGCCAAGCAAAUGACAGUUGUGCUGACAAACAGAAUCUUCAAAGAAAUCGACACUUAUUUAAAAGGUCUGUCUAAUCAGGACGUAAAAUUCCAAAAGGGUCAUGCGACAGAGGUCAUACAAAAGCUUGUAACGGAAAUAGACGCUUACAAUCAAGAAGCACUUAUGUCUAAAAAUUACAAUUUCACGAUUCUCCCCGACUAUGUGGUAAAAUUAGCAGUUCAUGUAAGCCGUCACUGUGUCCAGGUGUUCAGCUUGAUGCAAUCUGAGUAUAACAGCAAAUAUGGCGUAAAGGCAAAAAUACAAGACUACAAGAACACCGCCUUCAGUCUUUUCAAGAACCAGGUCAAACAGAGCACUGAAGAGGUCGUGGCAGGUGACCUCUUGUGCACACAUUUGAUGAAGGUUGUAGAGGAGGCGGUAAAGAAGGCAAUUCCGAGACAAUGCGUAGAUGAAGUUCUCAGAGACUUCCAGAUGAGCAAGUACCACCUGAUGGUGAAAAUUAUGGAAGACCUGGCUGUGAAAGCAAACUUCAAGGAAUACGAAUCCUUCAUCAAUAAUGCCGAAGCAUUUGCUUUUAGAUGGAUUACCGAGUACACAAAUGAGAAGAUGUUUACGAGAAAAGAUGGAGAUGACAUGUCUCGGUACGCACAGUUAGCUGCGUGUCAUAUAAAAAAUAUCAUAAAAUGUAUUACCAAAAGUGUCAAGUAUGCAACUGCUGAGGUCGAAGGGGGCAAAGGCAUGAGGAUGCCAAUGUGGAUUGAAAAGUUCUGCCACAAACUCUCGGCGAGAAUAGCGGUACCAGUCAGCACUCUUAACUGUGUGAGUGCUCGACCAAUAGUUGAUUUCAAGAAUAUGCAAAGGGUCAUUCUUGAUAAGUUAGAUGAACAGGAAAAUAAUCUGAUGUGCAGCUUUGCCAAUGAAACAGCAAACACUAUUGCUUGGGACGGGAAACCCCCACCACAGCAAAUUCUAGACAAGAUUUGGGGUUGUACUGAGAAGUGCCCAUUCUGUGGGGAGCCAUGUGCAGACACCACACCUGACCAUUAUUCAUUAUAUAAGAGAAGUCACACGUGUGUGCAACACAGACCAAAAGGAAUAAAGGGAAUUUUCUGGCGUAGUGACUCUAUUCGUGAUGGCAUCAUAGUCUACAAGAAACAGCUAAAUCACGAAAGCUGCAACUAUUCCGUACAGCAAAAGGAACUUGAAUUCUCGUGCCAUGCCUGUAAUUUCAAGUGCCGAAAAUAUGGAAAAUGUACAACUACUGGCACAAACUGGGUGUCCCACAAUAAUACAGAGUACAAGACUUAUCUUCAGGACUGGGACAUAGCUCCUGAUCCUACCAACAGCGUAUCAAAAUAUUGGAUGUGGUUUAUGGCGACCUACCAACACCAGCUAAGGGAUAUGUACAACGUUCGAUUACCGUCCAUACCCGUUUCGUGGAGGACAAUUACAAAACAAGAAGCCUUAACAGACCUGCGCAAAAUCCACCACUAG